GUUAGUUCAUGUAACAAGUACUAUUAUACUCUUGAUUGAUAAGAGACACUGCACUAAGGAAUGUUAAUUUGAAAUAGAUUAUUAUUGGUUCUGUACAUUCGAGCCAAAUAUAUUCAAUGUGAUGCAUAGGUUCAAAGCACACUGAGACGGGGUUAGGGAACCAGUGAAAAUACAACUUGAUUCUGAAUUAUUUUCUGUUGCUUGUAUUCUUCAAAAUAUUUCUCAAACUUGAAGUGUUAGGAUGCACGAGAAGACUAUUUUCCAUGCGUUCCAAGGAACCUUUCCACAGCUCAUUGCAGUACUGACAGGGACAAUUGGAGCAAUUUCCGAUGGAAUGAAUUACGGCUGGAGCGCUCCUGGAAUCCAGGUGUUGAAAAGGGAAGACUCUCCAAUCCACUUAGAAGCGAACGACUACAUAUGGUUAGAAAGUGUUUACAUCAUUGGCGGGAUUGCAGGGUUACCCGUUACAAUUUUUGCUGUGGAUAGAAUUGGGAGAAAAUGGUGUAUUUUGUUUUCGGCUACUGUUUCUGUGAUUUCAUGGUUGUUGAUAGGAUUAGCAGAUAGGGUUGAGUACCUUUACGUCGCCAGGUUCAUGGUGGGACUGUCUGGAGAUGUUGCAUUCGUAGCAGCUCCCAUGUACAUCGCUGAAAUAGCCGAUGAGAAAAUCAGAGGUUUUCUCGCUGGAAUAAUUUACGUGAUGAUGCUAAUUGGUAUUUUGAUAAUCUAUGCUGUAGCUCCAUAUGUACCGUUUUAUGUUCCAUCCAUCAUAGGAGCUGCACUGGCUUCUAUUCAAUUGGUUACUUUUCCUUUUAUGCCAGAUUCUCCGUACUAUCUAUUGUCCAAACAAAAACCUGAAAGAGCAAGGCUACAUCUACAGAGAUUGCGUGGUUCAGAGAAUGUUGCAUCAGAGUUUGAAGAGAUAACUGCUGCUGUUAAAAGACAACAAGCCGAGAAGGGAAGACCUCAGGAUUUAUUUUUGUCAAAAGGUAGUAGAAAAGCUGUCUUGAUCAUGAUUGUGUUGAAUGGUGCACAGCAUUUAAGCGGAAUAAGUGUAUUUUUAAUGAACUUACAUGAGAUUUUGUUAGCGGCUGAUUCAGUUUAUAUGAGCUCUGAAAUAGCUGGUAUUCUGUUUGCGUCACUAAUGUUAAUAUCAGCUUCCGUUGCCGAUUUCGUUAUCGACAAAUUUGGUCGUAAAGCUCUCCUCAUAACUUCAAGUUUAUUAACUGGCUUAUGUUUACUAGUUCUGGCAAUAUUCUUCUCAUUGAAAAAAAGCGAUAUGGAUGUAGACGGCAUUUCUUGGAUUCCACUAGUAUCUGUUAUGGUAUACGCUACAGUUUUCAAAUUUGGACUAGGCAUCGUACCAAUAGUCAUGACAGCAGAACUAUUUUCUGCGAAAGUUAAAGCUUUGGGAAUGACAUUUUCCGAUUUGUUUUAUCUUUUAUUCGCUUGGAUUUCUGUAGAAGUUUUCCAAAGACUUGCGAUAACUGUGGGUUACGAUAUUCCGUUCUAUGUGUUUUCUGCAAGCACUCUACUGACCGCUCUAUUUGUUCAGGUUUAUAUACCUGAGACUAAAGGAAAGACACUCGAUGAAAUUCAAUUCAUUUUGAAGGGAAUUCCUUUUCCACCAAGAAGCAAUAGCAUCAGGGCGAAUUCACUAUUUUGUGAUUCCAAUGAAUAUAAAGAUGACAAAAGGAACGGAGAAUGAAAUAUUUUGGUGUUUAAGUUGGUAUGAUAUGAUUUUCCUAAAAAGCCUCAAAUAUCGCCUGGCAUUUGUUCUGAUUUUCAAAUAGUAAGAAGUUGAUAUUGAAGGAAAUGGAAAAGGUAACGAAAUUUUGAAA
Molecule: messenger RNA, 1838 nt
Organism: Leptinotarsa decemlineata (Colorado potato beetle)
Lineage: Eukaryota; Metazoa; Arthropoda; Insecta; Coleoptera; Chrysomelidae
Product: facilitated trehalose transporter Tret1
Biological process (GO): transmembrane transport
Cellular component (GO): membrane
Molecular function (GO): transmembrane transporter activity
Source: RefSeq, a predicted model, not a curated record